AUGGAAAUUUGUGAAUUAUUUAAGGAAACUGUAAGAUAUAUUGUGUAUUAAAGCUUAAAGAAGAGGAUGAUAAUAAAAGAUAAGCUAUGAUGUUUUAUGUUUGUCGAAAACUUGGUAGAAUACUUCCUUUUCCUUCAAUAGUCACAAUUUUAUAAUAAAACCCUAAUAUUUUAAAAUAUCUUCUGAUAGCCAGUUAAUUAGAUGAUAAUAGUGUAAUAUUAAUAAAUAUAUAGGCUUUAAUGAUGUUCCAAGCAUUAUAAGAGAGAUAUUAUGAUGAAAAGUUAUUUGUCAAACUCUAUUUUGAUUGUGUGAUAAAAUGUUUAAUAAAUUAGGAGAGUAAUGUAUAAAGUAUGAACUUUGCUAGUUUAUAGUUAAAAGGUAAUAAAGAAUGAAGGCAAAUUAAGAUCUUUUUUAUUUGAGAAUUCUAAAUACUUAAUUAAUAAAAUAGAAGAGACAUUCAUAAAUGAAGAAAAUAUUUGUGUGAUAAUAAAUAACUUUUUUAAAGGUUAUAUAAAAUACAAUCCAAAUUUUGAUAUGCUUAAUUAAUGCUUCUAAUAUGCAUUAGAGAAACGUAGUGUUUGGAAAAUGCUUAGAGAAAUUGAUUAAUAAUUUGAAAUGGAUGUUGAAAAUUGUAUAAAAUAAUAAUUAUAAUAGAACUAAUUCUAUUAAGUUAGGCAAUGAGUACAAAAAAUCUAGAUUUUUAAAUUUAAAAUUGUAAAAACAAAAAUAUAGAAUAAAAAUAUUUUGGUUUAAGUAAAACUGAAAUGAAAUAAUAAAUACUUGAAGAAUGGUUAUUUUAACCUAGUGAAGUGCCAUUACUUGUAGCUAAUCAUCCUUCUUAAGAUUAAUUAUAAAAUGAUGUUUUUAAAUCAAAUAAAAUGUUGGAUAUACUCUUAUCAUUUAUGUUAUAUCCAACUAAAUAUUCUUAAAUAACUUAGAAUGUAAGAUUUAAUCAUAUUUAUUUAGAAAUUAUAAAAUAUAUAUGUAGAUCUCUAAUAUCCUGAUCCACCAUCUUUUAGAUAAUUAAAUAUUAAAAUUUCUUAAGAUGAUAGACCUGCAAUUUAAUUUAGGGCCUUUAGAACUAUGCAAGCAUUAACUGAUAAUAGAAACAUUUUUCUUUUGACUAAAAUUAAUUAAGGAUAUUAUUAAAGAGCCUAUUCAAUGAUUCAUGAAUGUCUUAAAUAAGAUUUAGUUGCCAUAAUAAUUUGUCCUGAGAUUAUUGUAUAAUAUCUUACAUUCUUACUUUAUUCAGAACCUUAGAUAUCUACUUUUUAUUUAAUAUCCUAUCAUUUACCUUUCAGAUUAAUGCUAUUUCUUGAUAUUCCUGAAAUAUCUUAAUAUUUCACAUAAUUUAUGAGUUUUAUUUAAUCUCCUUAUUACAAAUUUGAUUCUUAACAAACAAUAUUAUUAUGGAAAUAUUUUGAGUUGACCAAUUUUUUUUCAGAUUUAUUAGAAACAACAUUAUUUGAUUAAAAAUUGUUAGAUAAUAUAAUUUCAAAAAAAUCUACAGAAUUAUAUAAACCAUCCAAAAUUGAAGAACUCUAGAAAAAACCUGACUUUUCACCUUUAGAAAUUGAAAAAUAAUUUAUUUAACCAGAACAUAAAAAAGUUACUGAAGAAAUUGACCAACUUAAUUAAGAUUUUGAUCAAAUUUUUGAAUAUCUUUCUAACAAACGUUAAAAAACUAAAAAACUUUUUGAAAGAAUGCUUUAUCAAGCUACACAAAAGGCAAAUAUUAAAUAUUAGGAUAACACGAAUAUAAAAAAUUAUUUUCCUUAACCUAUAUAAACAGUAAAAAAUUUAAAAGCUUAAGGAAUAGAAUCUAUUAAUUUUAGUCCAACUAAAAGAAAAACUAUUGUAGCUCCAAAAUUAGUUUAAUUACUUGAUAAUAAUUCAAGAUAUUCAAUGCAAUAGAGUGAUAAAGAAUAUUAAACUUAACAUAUAUCAUCUAAUAACACAUCUAGAAGUUAAUUAUAAGCACUUACUAAUCCUAAUAAUUUAUUAGGUGUUAUUAAUGAGUCUAUUUAAAAUCAAACUAAUAAACCUCUAUAAGAUUUUAAGUCAAAACCUAUUUAUUAAAGAAUUCUUGUAAAAAGACCGACAUAAACAAUUAUGCUUUAUAGUUAAUAUUAAUAAAAAUCAAUUAAAAGAUUAAGCCAAUAAUCUUCUUCUUUAGUUAAUAUUAAUAUUAAUGAUUCCUUAAAUAAAUCUAAAUUAUAAAAUUCAUUCAUUUUGAAUAAAUUUAAUCAUCUAGUAGGAAAUAUAAAAUCUAAUGAAUCUGAAAGAGAAUUUAAUAUAUAUCCUCCUGAACUUAAAGAUUAAUAAAUCUCUGAUUUAGAAACAUUAGCUAUUGAUUAAUAAUUCUAAUAGUUAUGUUAACAAAAUGAAAAUUAUACAAAAGGUGUUUUAUAAUGUAUUUAUGAUCUACUAUUAAUGAUAUUUACACCAAAGAAGUUUAUUUUAUCUAAUAAUUUAUAUUUUUAAAAACCAGAAUAUUAUCUUAAUAUAAUUCUUGGUGGAGAUGAUCAAUAAAAAUUUAUUCAAAUCAUUGCUAAAAAUUAUUUAUUGAAAUAGAAAUUUGGAGAAGAAUAUUAAAGCACAUCAUUAAUUGCAGGUCGAAUUUAUAAUCUUUUGCAUAACUAAACUUUGGAUAAAUAUAUAUAUUUUAAUUAUUAAGAGCAUUUGAUAUUGAUAGUCAAAAUACUUGUUACUUAACUUCUAUCUUAAUCAUUAUCAGCAAGAGUUAUUAUUCUUUUAGAAAGUCUUGCUUUAAUUCUUGAAAAAACUAAGGAAAAACUAUUAUAGUUAAUUUCAAUAUCGUUUUGGCACUUAUUAAUUGAAUCCUGCUAAAUUCAUUAUGAAAAUUCAUUUUUUAUGAAUUUCUUUACUAGAAUUUUAACAAUAACUUUUAUUUAUGGAAAUUUGGUUAUAUUUCAAAGAAUAUUAUUGAAAAUCAAUUUUUUGUCCUAUUUUAUAUAAAAUCCAUUACUAAUUAGAUCAUUAUUUUUAAUAAUAUUUCUCAAUUUUAAAUUAAAAUAAGAUGAAAUAAAAAAAAUUAAAUAAUAGAUUUUUCAAAUGUCUUCUUGGAACUUUUUUUAUACUCAUUUUCAAAGGUAUUUUUUUAUUUUUUUAUUUGAGUGACAUAAAAUUAUUGGAAUCUUAAGAAUAUAAAAAUAUUCUUAAAUAUAUUAAAACAGAUGAUUUUCUUUAUAUUGAGUCCUUAAUUGAGAACAAAUAUGUAAAAAAGCAUAAAAUUUUAACUCAUUGA
Molecule: messenger RNA, 3268 nt
Organism: Paramecium sonneborni
Lineage: Eukaryota; Ciliophora; Oligohymenophorea; Peniculida; Parameciidae
Source: the annotation of a GenBank genome assembly